AUGUCCCGCAGGAUGAACAAGUUCAUGAUGGUCGCCAUCGGCUUAGCCGUUAUCCAGCGGGCUUUUUUUUCACCAGCCGCGGGGAGCACGUCAGGAGCGGUUUCCGGGGAAGAAUUGGCCGGUUUUGCCGAACGCUUUGCAAGGAGCUGCUUGUUGGCCCGGUCCUCCGAAGAAAGCGAGGCCCUCCUAUCGUGGCCCGCUGUCUCCGCGGGUGCUGCAAGAGCGGCAUGCCUCGGUACGCUUUUCUUUAAUCGUGUUUUUUUUUUCGACCGUUUCGGGUUGAAAAACCCCACACGCUCGUGAAUUGCUAACUCGCUCUCUCGUUGUUUACGCGCACCCCCCUCGUUGGCAAUCUCGCCGACGCGAGUACACCCUGGCUUGCGUCCUAUUUUGGUCGAUGUUGAGAAAACAUGAGCUCACCCUUGUGCGUGUGGGUGGUGUUUGCUAGGUGAUGAAAAGUGUAUGUGUGUGUUUGUGCCAUCUUUUCUGGCGCCAGUCUACACGUCAAUGCACCUCUCGAUGUACUUUUCUGACGGAUCAGCUGGGGUACACACAGGCGAGAGAGGUCGCGCAGGAGUUUUUCUUUCUUAGCCCCACGCAGGCCCGAGGCGUAUUCCCGCACAAGCCACAGUAGUAGAUGGCGCCGCACCUCCCUCCCGGCCGCGAAGUUUUUUUCACGUUGCCCUCUCUCUGCACAUUGAAGCAGAACAGGGAUCGGUUUGUUGGCCCCCACGUUUCCCUCAACGGUCGCGCUGCUAGAUACGUACACGUGUUAUUUUUGCAGACACUAGGGUUGGUUGAAUCGUCG
Messenger RNA from Ectocarpus siliculosus, 808 nucleotides. Lineage: Eukaryota; Phaeophyceae; Ectocarpales; Ectocarpaceae. The record is from the annotation of a GenBank genome assembly.